Alternaria alternata is the source of this 1031-nucleotide messenger RNA. RefSeq lists its product as hypothetical. NCBI's taxonomy places the organism in Eukaryota, Fungi, Ascomycota, Dothideomycetes, Pleosporales, Pleosporaceae. The coding region runs from base 316 to 843 and encodes 175 amino acids. The record is from RefSeq and is a predicted model, not a curated record. The transcript is spliced from 3 exons.
AGCUUCAGGCGCCCAACGUUCCUCAGCCGCACCUUUGUGACGUGUCAAGCUGACUUAACAUGUCAUAGCCAACUUCGCAAAGGGGUGCUUAAUCGAGAAUGGCCUCAUGCUGCCAGAUUCCCUCUCGGAGUCUCACCUCGUCUUGAAAGCCGGUGAAACGGUAGCCUACAUGAAGUUUCGAAAACUGCUUAUCAUCCCAUCAAGGCUCGCUGAUAGUUCCAACGCCACAGUUGAUGCGAGCUUCUAAAUUUUCUGUCUUCCAAGCUUGCACUUCUUAGAAAAUUCAACACUCGAUCGAUUCACAACCGGCAUCAGAUGGCUACCAAGCAGAACAACACCACUUGCUGUGGUGAUAGCGGACUAUCCGUAGCUGCAAAUGUCAUCGGCGUCUUAACCUUUGUUCUCGGUGCGGUUUUGACCUACUUCGCAUACCUAGCUCUGUCUUUGAACGCUCUAAGAGAUAUACAAACGAUCCGUAGAGAUCUUCAACGAUGGCGUGUCGAAAUAGAUACGAUCAUCCUCCAUUGCAAAAACGAGCACGGCCAAGAGAACCCUACCUUCGAGCGCUACACUCGACAGCUGCAGGCAGGAUUGAAUCUCUUCACCGAUGUCUCAAAAUUGGUGAAAGAUGAGCUCGACGAUCUGCCGAAAUUCGAUACGCAAUCUAGGAUCCCACAUGUCUUUCAAGUUCGACGUCGCGUGCUCUGGGCUCUCAAGCGCCAAAAAGCUAUGGAGUAUUAUGAUCAACUGUUCAAAAUCAAAAGCGACGUGUACUCAAUGUUCAUCUCCUACAUGACCGAGCGGACUAACGAUGAGUUGCGGACCUUGGCCGGAAGAGUGUGAAGCGGAAGCAAAUCGUGCUGCCGUAGAGAGCUUCGCCUGAUUCAGUUGCAAUCAUUCACUCAGUGGUUGGCUCUAUGCUGGAGACUGUAAUGAACGAGUGAAGGUCUGUUCAUGUUGUAGGAAGAGUGAUGAUCGCUUUGAUUUCACAUGCUGUACGCGCCAACGAUUUAGUAGGGGCAGCAGCACAG